Molecule: messenger RNA, 668 nt
Organism: Cantharellus anzutake
Lineage: Eukaryota; Fungi; Basidiomycota; Agaricomycetes; Cantharellales; Hydnaceae
Exons: 6
Source: RefSeq, a predicted model, not a curated record
CAGUCGACAGAUCACCAUCAUCUGCUGAUGGCCGCUUCGCUAGACUCGGAAAUCCACGACGAGAUCUCUCGUCUAUCGCUGAAUGACGAUCUACUCGACGAUCAAGUGGAGAAUGCCGUUCGGCAGUUAGAGGAUCCCUUGCAAGCGCUCUCAUUUCCAACAAUUCGUAUCUCAAGGAUGCGCUACAGAGAUCAUCGGAAACCCGCUCAUUCAAAGAAGUUCGGCGUCUGGCUGAACGAUCGAAUUAGGGAGGAACGCCAGGCCCAACUCGAAGCUUUUUUCCGUAGGAAUUUUCGCGGCGAUAGUGUUACCGCCUUUCUACAAGCACUCGAUUCUUACGGCGAGAUGUACAAUAGCGAUUUUCAUUAUGGACGCAGCAUUCCCAUAUUGCAGUCGAGCGGAACGGGGAAAUCACGCCUUGUGGCAGAGGUGCUAAAAAGGGUAUAUCGCAAUCAACCGAUCACUCUAGUCAAGCUCUGUACUGAUUUAUGCUCCAGACGCCUGGCCGGCUGGCCCCCACGAGAUGAGGCCAUGUGUCGAUUCGUGCAAUCGACCGAUUAUUUAGGGGAAGAAAUGGCUGCCGCCCUCCUUGGGGCACUUUUCAAAGAGAUACACAAACGCCUUGAUCACAAUCCAAAACACGGUCCUGAGAUGCAAAUGACUAACUG